UCAAGAAAUUUAAAUUCCCAAAAUCACUGUUCGCCGAGAAAGGAAAAAACCCUACCUUUUUGGGCUCAAUCUUUCUCUUUCUCUUUCUCUCUAUAUAUAUAUAUAUCGAUUUCCCUUUUUGCAUUGUGAAUUUCAAGAAAAUUUCAAAAUUUUGGAGUGAAUUUUGAUGGAUCAUAAGUACAAAUCGGUCGGCGAACAGCCGCCGUCGCCGCCACUACCUCCGCCGCCGUUGAUGAUGAGUUAUGAACAUCCUCGUCAUCCUCCGAUGAGUUAUACGCAGCAUCCGUCUCUCACUUACUUCUCUCAACAAGCAAUUCGAGUUUCAGCUGGCUAUGUGGCGCCUCAUUUUGAAAACAAGCUUGAUCAUAUCCAACACCAACCCACCAAUAUGCGUGAGGCAAUUCAGAGAGAGAUUGAGAAGGAACGAAUCAAAGAGGAGAUUAUUGCAGAAGAGAUUGCUCGAAGACACAUGUUGGAGCUGGAAGUAAGAAGAGAGCUCAUGAUGGAAAGACAACUAGCAAAGCAGAGUGGAGAGGGAUUGUCUUCUUUUUCGUCACCUGUAAUGAGUUUCUCUCCCACGCUUCCGCUCUUGAAGCAACAGAGUGUUGUAAGGUCUGUAGAGGAAAGAAUUGCUGGGUCACUUGAGGACAGGAUGGGAAGGGGGAUAUCAGUCUCUAGAUUGGGUGCAAGAAAUGAGAUUGGGAGACUUGAAAUAGUACCAUUUGAGGAGCGGAUUUCAGAGAUUCCUUUUCAGCAGCGGAGUGUGGAACCAAAAAUUUGUGCUUUGAAGCCUGUAUCCCAUAGUUCAGUGCCAAUGAUUUCUGAAUUGCAGUCCCCUUUGGAGCCUAGCAAAGAGAAAGACAAGAUCAUCUUGCUGGCUAAGCCUAACACAAGUCUUUCUGGAGCAAAACGAAAAGCUGUCACACCACCAGUGGAGAUUGUCAGCGAGCCUCCUUCAUUCAGUGUUCCAAAGAAAAAUGGUAAAGAGGACUGGAGUUGUGCACUUUGCCAGGUAAGUGCGACAUGUGAGCGUGGUCUGAAUGAUCACCUCCAAGGAAAGAAACACAAGUCCAAGGAAGCUGCUUUGCGAGAACAGAGGAACGGGAAGAACUACAGUAUCGGUCUUUUCCCAAAGAAACCUAUCAACCUUUCAGAAGCCAACGGCAAUCUUAACAUGGAGCAAAUGGUAAAACCAAAAGUUGAAUUAUUGCUUCACAAUAAAUCAGGGGAAAGAUCAUCUCUGGUAAUUUUGGAGAAAGAAGGUGCAGAGGACACCGUCACUCCUCUGCAUCACCAUGCUGAUGACUUGAAGAUAAGUGCAAAUGCAUCUCCAAAAAAGCAGAAGACUAGUAAGAAGAAGAAGUUCAAAUUUUGGUGUGCGACGUGCAAAGUAGGGGCUUUGUCAGAGGUGUCAUUGGAGGCACACAGGGUAGGGAAGAAGCACAAGGCUCGCCUCCUGGAGCUCAGCAGGGCUGCUGCUUCAGCCGCUAAGGUUGAGAGCACUCAAACUGUUAAUGAAGCAUUAGAAGAGGCUGAAGAAACUGAAGCUGCAAAGGUUGAGAGCACUCAAACUGUCAAUGAAGCAUUAGAAGAGGUCGAAGAAACUGAAGUGAUCGAUGAUGUGGGUGCAGGUGUUGAUAGCAUUAACCCCGAUGAGCAGGAAGAAGUGUUCACCACUGGCGAUAACUGAGUUCAGUUAUUUUCAGGAGUAUCAUAUUUUAUGUUAAGAUGUAGAGUUUAGGGGAGGGAUUGUGAGGUAAACUGCGACUUGUCUAGCAAUUGUGGUGUGUAGUCUUUAAUAAUCUAGCUCUGUUCAAAUAAUUGGGUAUUUUUCAGUUUUUGCAAAACUGAGAAAAACUUUAUGAAAUGACGUUUGGUUGGACAUGGAAAA
Solanum dulcamara is the source of this 1891-nucleotide messenger RNA. RefSeq lists its product as uncharacterized. The record is from RefSeq and is a predicted model, not a curated record. Bases 167 to 1690 code for a protein of 507 amino acids. Gene Ontology annotation, molecular function: nucleic acid binding; zinc ion binding. The transcript is spliced from 3 exons. Lineage: Eukaryota; Viridiplantae; Streptophyta; Magnoliopsida; Solanales; Solanaceae.